UUUUUUUUUUAUUAUGGACAUUGUACUUAGCAUUUGAUUUUAUAUCUAUUAAUAUUAGUAUUUGAUUUGUGUUUUGAAGAAUGAAGUAUUUUAUUUGUUCUGUUUAAUUGUUUUGGUGUAAUUAUAAAAGGCAAUUCCAAAUAUAAUCAUGGAAGUGAGCCAUGAAAAUGAUGGUAAGAUAUACACAUACUUGUAAAAUCAUAAUUCUAUAAAAAAUUGUAUACCUUGUAAACUCAUUUAACUCUGGAAAUAGAGUGCUAAGUGAAAUUUGUGUAACAAAUAUGUUUAUUUAUAAAAAUACAAAUAAAUUGUUAUCAUGGUUAAGUAGUUAUGUAAGUCAGAUUAAACUUAUCUGUAUGUCAAUAUUUGGAUAAAAAAAUUUUUAUUUAAAUUUGAAAGCAAGAAUUAAACUAUAUAUAGUAAAUAUUGUUGUGUAGUUUAAAAAUAUAAGGUAGGUCACUGAAUAGUUAGCAUUAAAAAUAUUUAUGUAUGUUCAUUAAAUAGGUUCCUAAUAAAAUAUACAUAUUUUUUUUUUAUUAAAAAUUGUAAAUGUAAAACUUACAAUUAUUAUGUAAUUGAAGUAGUAAUUGGUUAGAUAUUAAAGCAGGAAUUAAAUAAAAAAAUAAUUUUUGAUGGGAGUAUCAAGUAAUUUCUUAGAAUAAUAAUAAUAACUCAAUUAUAUAAUUAAAGUAAGUAGUUAAUUUGUACAUGCAUGCAUAGGUGAUACUAUAACUGACUUGGCUUUUGAUUAUAAAAGCUAAAUUAUCCAUUCUUAGAUAGCAUAAAUUAUAAAAUUUGUCACUUUAAUAAUACUUUGUAUAAUUUUAUUUUCAGGAUAUGAUAAUGAAUAUCAGUCAAAAUCAAAAGGAAGUAUUUUGACUAGAAAGAAUAAUAAUUUACCUAUUUGGGGUAAUGAGCGUACAAUGAAUUUAAACAGCUUAAUAUUAACUAAUAUUCAAUCAUCCCAUUAUUUUAAAGGUAAUUUAAAAAAAAUGUAUUAAAAUAUGUACUUCAUAUAUCAAACUAGUUGAUGUUUAAUUUUUUAAAUUAAUAUGUAUUAUUUGGAGCCAUCAAUGUAAAUUAAGGUGUUUAUUUGAUGUACAGGGUUUGUCCGGAAAGUAUUGAGCAUGAUAUUUUUCACAAAAUUUAUUGAACAUACAAGUACUACAACUUAAUAUUCUUCAAAAUAAGACCCUUUCACUUCAAUACAUUUUUGCCAACCUGAUUCUCAUGCUGUAUAAGCUUCCUGGAACUCUCUGCAGAAAUACUGUUCAGUAAGGUCGUCAAAGUAUCUUAGACGUUCUCCAGGGUGCCCAGAUGAUGUUCUUUGAGCUUCCUUUUCAGUCCAGAAAAUAAAAAGAAGUCCGCCAGAGCUAAGUUUGGACUGUAGGGUGGCUGGGAAAUUGUUUUGACACCAAUCCAAGUCAAGUAGGAGGUGACAACAAAGGCUGUGUGAGACGGCACAUUGUCAUGAUGCAGUCUCCAUGACGCUCAGAUCUCUUUUCGGACGCGGGUGACUGUAAUUCAGCCUUUGAAGCACUUCCUUUUAAUUCAAUAUUCCUGACAUACAAACAUUCAUCGGUCUGUGUUCAACAAUUCGCCCACACGGGUGAGAUGUUUGUCCGUUUGCGAUGUUGAUGUGCGUCCAGAACGGGCCUCGUCGUUGACAUCUUUCCGACCUUCCUUGAACGACUUGUGACACUUCUUUACCUGCAAAUAGAUCAUAGAAGCAUCCCCGAAGGUUAUUUUAAGUAUGUCCCAUGUUUCUUUUGGCAUCUUGUUGAGCUUGACACAAAAUUUCUCCACUUAACAUUGGUUUAAACAUUUUUCUAUCUUAACUACAACGCAGUCACUGCACAGAGGUUCACGUAAAAGCACGUCUUAACUCUCCUAGAGAUCGGAUAUGACUAACCAUGGCAUCUCUGAAUAGCUAAAGGUGCCCCUCACUCUUCUUAAUUGGUUUCAUCGUUCCACAUUGUAUAGUCAUGUCACAAAAUAAUUAGGCUCAUUACUUUCCGGACAAACCCUGUAUAACCAAAAUUGAUAAAUUAUCUAAAACAUAUCGUUCAUAAAUCAUUGUUUGCAUUAGUGAAAGUUACUCUUAUUAAAUAAUAAGGUGGAAAAAAAAAAUUUGGAAAUUAAUAUUAAAAUCUACCCAUUGCAUAUCAAUUUAUUUAAACAAAAUGUUAUUAUAAAUUAGUAUAAUUUUUUUAGUCAAUUUAUAUGAAUUAAAAACCUACCAUGAAGUAAUUGAUGAAAUUUAUUAUAAAGUACAACAUCUUGAGCCAUGGGAAAAAGGUAGUCGUAAAACCUCUGGACAGACUGGAAUGUGUGGUGGUGUAAGUUGUUUUUAAAAUUAAUAAUUUAUAUUAUCUUAAAAUCAAUAAAGGGUUAUAAUAUUUUAAAAAGUAUAAUCUUAUUUUAAUGUUUUAGGUUCGAGGAGUUGGUGCUGGUGGAAUUGUGUCUACAGCUUUCUGUCUUCUUUAUAAACUGUUCACAUUGAAAUUGACUCGCAAGCAGGUAACUGGGUUAAUUACCCAUUGCGAUUCACCUUAUAUACGUGCUUUGGGUUUUAUGUACAUCAGGUAAGAUUUUGAUCAAACUAUCCCAAAGUAUAGUGGAGGAUAAUUGUUUGAAGAAUAAUAACAGUCCUGAAAGUAUUCCUGUUCCUAUUUAUUUAUUUUAUCAUUUUUAUGUUGAUAUGAAAUAAAAUAAUUUUUUCAUAAUAUAUUUUAGGUAUACUCAGCCACCUGGGGAUUUAUGGGAUUGGUACGAAUCUUUCUUGGAUGACGAAGAGGUAAUUUCUGUUUGCUAUAAUUUGUAAACAUAAAAUAUUUGGUUUAAACCAUUAUUUUGAUUAAAUAUUUUAACAAGCAUGUGAUAUCUAUAUUCAUUAGGUAUAUUAUUAUGAUCCAAUCAGUUAAUAAGCAAUACUUCUAAUAAUACAAAUUUGUGUAAAAUAUUAAUUAGCAUCAAGGGGUAGUAAAUAGUUUUGAUAAUUAUUACUAAACUUAAAGAGAAAAUUUAAAAAAAGAACAUCACUUUUAAAUUUGGUGUCUAAAUUAAGAUUCAGAUUUCUUUUUUUUUUUUUUAGAAUAUUAUUGGUUUAAAACAUAAGGUUCUUAUUUCAUUGCCUUGAAUAUAGUAGUUAAUAGUUGGUGGUGUGGUUGAACAUAUUUGGCAUAUUUAACAUAUUUACACACACUUCCUGGGUUUUUGACAAUAAUGUAUUCAAAAAUUUUUACUUGAUUACGGGUAUAAGUUUAUAGAAUACUUAGUUAUUAUUCGUGUAUAUGUCUCAUUUAUUAUUCAUUAUUUUCAAAAUGUCAUAUAUUCAUGUUAUCACAACGAUUAAACAAUGUAUGGAAAUAGACAGUGGCUUUUUUUCUUUUUUUUUUGCUCCAAAUUGUUGCUGAUAACUAUGGCUCAGAACUUAAUGCUCUUAAAAAGUACUAAAUAUGUAAUCAUAAAUUUUGUUUUUUUUAUACAAAAUAUUCACUGGGAGUUUCUCUUGAUAUAUACUUUUCCAAAAAUUAUUUUUGAUUGAGUUUUACUAAAUUUUGUGAAGAGGUAUGUUUGCUGAUAAUAAAGCUUUGUGAGAUAAACAAUUUUUUGGAGUAUUAAUUAUAACUGUUACUGUUAAACUUCAGUGUUUUUGUUCUUUUCAUUUUUCCUAAUAACUGCUUGUUUGUUUUUCAGUAUUAGUGUGCAGUCAACAAAUUUUCUGUCACUAUUUUCCAUUAUUUUACAUAACUUACAAUAAAAAAAUAGUUCUAUCGGUUUUAAAUGUAUCCAUCCCGUACUCCAACAAGGAACUUUUCAAAUGAUUUGUCUUGGACAGUUAAAUUUUUCGGGAAUGAAAUAAAAAUAAUAUAAUCAAAAGAAAUAAGAACAACACUAAUUAAACUUAUGAACGUAUUAGUCGGAACUAACAUUUUUAUUUACGGGUAGAUAUAUUUAAGUCCUUCGUAAAAUAUUUUCCGUCCUAAAGCAAAAAUUCUAUUGCAGUGUUUUUUGACGAUUAUUAAUUUUAUUUUGGUUCUUCAAUUUCUUAAAAAAAAAUUAUAUGUCUACCUAAAGCAACGCAUGGCUUACUUGUACUUUAGCGAUAAGUCUAGGUAUAUUAAUGCAAUUAACUAUAUAACCAUUGAAUCAUUUUCUAAGGAUAGUAUUUUAUAGAAUAAAUUAUAUUUUGAUAGAAGCUAUUAGAUAAAUAUUUAAAAAACACUAUACUAAAAUACUCAGUGUAAAGUUUUAAAACUAAUACAUCUAUUUAUUUAUUACUGAAUUUUUAAAUACUAUUAUCAUGAGUUAUAAAAUAUAUAUCUAAAAAUGAUUAAAUUAAGAAUUAUGCUCUUAAAACUAUAAAAUCACUAAAUAUGUUUACAAUUUACUAUAAACUUUUGAUUUUUUUCGUUUUUUUUUCGAUAUUUAGCUUACUCAGCAAAUCAUGUAAUAGCUCACAAAAAACAUGCGAAUGCAUAUUCCGAGUCCUACUGAUGACUUUUGCUCAUUAGUCUUUGUAAUCUAAGUAUCUAAAUCAUAAAUACAGCACUGCGUAUAAUCACUAAAAAAUGUAAGACUACAUCAUAAUAGUUAUUUAAACUUGGUGUUAUCUUAGAUAUUGCAAUUAAUAUUUUACUGUAUUUAUUUUAUUGUUUAUGCAGACAUUUAGUAUACAUAAGAAUAACAACCUCUUACAAUAAACAUUUGAAAUACCUAUUCUAUACAUUUAAAUAAUACAUAUUUGUUUAAAUAAUAUAAUUAGGAAAUGGAUGUUAGAGCCGGAGGUGGACAAAUGAUGACAAUUGGCAAUAUAUUAAAGAGUUUUUUAUUCAAAUUGGAGUGGUAUUCAACAUUAUUCCCUAGAAUUCCUGUGCCCAUUCAGGUAGGUAUGUCAGCAAUAAAACCCUGGAACUUAUCUUACGGUAUUUUGAAUAUCAUGUAAAUGUAUAUUAAAUGUUUUAAUAGAUACUAAUGAUUUUGUUUUUUUUUUUUUUUUUAGCAACAAAUGGAAAAGAAAAUGAGUGAUAAGUAUCCUCCAGUAAUUGAAGAAACGCCCAGAAGAAAUGUACCUGAAAAAAAUUUUAAGUAGGAAUAAUUAUUUAUUUACAAUUUAAUUUAGCUGUAAUUCAAAUUCUGUUUAAUAUAGUAAUAGAGAAAGAGAUGAUUAUAGAAAUAGAGCUGAUAUCUCUGACACGUCAAGAUCUAGAGACAGAAUUGAUCGUAGAGAACGAUCACAUAGAGAUUAUCGGGAUAGAGAUUAUGAACGAAAGACUAGUCACACAAAUUCCAGAGAAAGGUAAUACUUUUAUGUGUUUGAAUGAAUAAUAUAUUUGUUAAUAAUUAAUUCAUUAAUCUGUGACGUUAACUUUUUUUCUUCUUUUUUAGCAAAAUACCUUUACUAUUUUACUAUACACGAUUAUUAUUUAUCGUUAUAAAACAAUAUUUGAAAUUUUUGCUAAAGAAAAGAUACUCAGAGCUUAUACAUGUUGCAGGUUUAAGCAACUCAUUAGAUAAGUGCAAAAAUAAUUUUUAUUGUAUAAUGUUAAUUUGAUAUUAUCAUUUUUGAAUUUUUGGUUAUGUGUAAACAUGGUCUCAUUAAUGAUUUUGAAAACGUGUAAUUUAAUGAAACUAUUGAUAUUAAAAAAAGAAAAAAGAAAAUAAUAAUAAUGGCAAUUUGUUUUUUAUAUUUUUGUAUUGCAUACAAAUUAUUUUAGUAAAAAGCCUAUAGGUUCUUGAACACUGAAUAUGCAAGUACUUAAAAUUUUUAAAAUUUGCACUAAAAGUAAAUUUUUCUCAGCAGUAAAUAUUAAUAUAUAGUUUAUAAAAUAAAACAAAAUGCAAUACAUACAUAAAAUAUAUUUAUUAUCAUAAAACUGAUCAAACUGAAAUUGAUAUUUAUAUUAUAUAAUUGAAGUAUCAAUUUCAGUUUGGAUCAGUUUUAAUAACUAAUAAUUGAUUGGGUAAUCUUUUUUCUAGCAUUAAAGCUAGUUUCUCACUAUGUAUACCCACAUGGAUGGAUAUAACAUUCCUUAUGAUUUUAUUUUAAAUAGUACAGCAAAACAAUAAUUAAAAUAUAUUUUCAAAAUAAAUUCAGUUUUAAAUUUAUUUUAAUAAUUACUAAAUACUAGAUAGUAAUUAAUAUUCUCAUUAAUUUUAGAUCACCUUAUGUAAGCCGAAGAGACGAUUACAAAAAAAGGUAAUGUACCUACAUUAAUUAUAAUAAAUAAUUAUCCAAAUGUAAGUUAAUGUUUUAAUCUUUUAGUACUUCUAGAAGUCCAAAAUACGGUAGCAGUAGAAGAAGAGAUCGAGAUGAUUACAGGUAAUUUUAUUAUUUCAACUAUUGUAUUUUAAUUAAGUAUUAUUUCACACACAUAUUAAGACAAUUUAUUUGUACAGUAUAUGAUAACUGAUGUUUUAUGCAUUGUGUAAUUGAUUUUGGUAGGAAUUAUUUCUUAUACCUUAAUUGUGACUCCUAUAAUUUUUAAAUAAUAUGAUGGGCAUUUUAUUUUUUAGGUCAAGAUAUUGAUCAGAAUUAUGAAGUAAAAUUGACAAAUAUAAAUAUAUAUAUAUAUAUAUAUAUAUAUUAUUAUUUUUUUUUAAUUUUACACUCAAUAAAAAUAAGUGAUUAAAGUUUUAAAUUUAAGUUGUACAUAUAUGCAUCAUUAAAUUACUUAUUUUCUGUAUUUUUAAACCAUUUAUAAUAAAUAAAAUGGAUUUUCAAUAAAUCAUAUUUUUUUAUAAAUAUAUAUAUAUAUAUAUAUACAGGAUGUUUCAAAAUUUAUGUUACAGUUAUUUUAUCAUUAAAAUAUUCAAAAUUGAAAAAAAAAUGAGCCUUGAUUACAUAGAGCGAAUUUACUCGCUACUCGCUGUUACUAAAUUCGUUCAAUGUAUUUGACCUAGUCACUUAUUCACUGUAUAUUAACAGUCGCUACUCGCUCGAGAUUAAAGUUGAUGGCUGGGCUACUUUUAUGGCUCCUCGCUUGCUAUUUUACAUUCCAGCGAAUAAAAUUGUUUUGUAUAAUCGACAUGGCUAGCAAAAUAGUUAGUGUGUUUGUGACUAGUUGUUCCAAGAUAUUAGAGGCUGUAGUUCACGCAGGUAUUGUUAUUAUUCUCAUUUAUUGCGUCAGAAAUUGGAAAAAAGGAAAACUAAGAAGAAGAAAAAUAUUUGUGUUAGAGAUUGGAUUGCUAGACAAGAGAAAUAUGAUGCAUUGAGUACAUUAAUAAGAGUUUAGAGAUGAAGACACUAUAACCUACUGAAAUCUUCUAAGAAUGGACGUGGCCCAGUUCGAUAAUUUAUUACAGAUGGUUUAUAAUUUAAUUAAGAAAGAAGAUACUCAAAUAAGAACGGCAAUCCCACAUAAAUAAUUUAUAUAAAUAAUACUUAUUAUAUGCAUACGCAAUGCGUGGUUGUGACAUGCUACAAGCGUUUAAUUGCACAAUGUAAUACUGUAAUCGGACAUGUUGCUACACACCCACUCGCACACGACUAUGGUCGUUGACAUGCUGCGAGUAAAUUCAUCCUAUGUAAUCGAGGCAUAAUACUCUUAAUAAUUAUCUAAAAUAAUUUAUAAGUUUUUUUUAUUUUACUAAAUUUUUUUUUUGGGGGGGGGGGGUUAACUUUUGAAAUUCAAAUAGGAAUCUAUAUUAAAAAUUCCAUAAAUAUUUAGAGUAUUAAUCAAAACAAACUUUGGUGUUGAUAUUUUUGAUUUCCGUUAACCCGUUGACGAGAUGUUCCACUUUUUAGUUUAAAUAGGGGUGGAACAUUAUUUAAACGCUGCCGCAUGCCGUAUUAUAGCAGCAGAACAACUUCUUGGUACAUCUACAACUCUCCCCUUGCCGUCAAAUAACAAAUAAUAUAUAAUUAUAUAAUGUGCGCAGUGCAUUAUAUAAUUAAUUAUAUAAUGCACUGCGCAUACCUACAAUUUGUACCAAACGUGGGUAGUAAUAUAGUGAUAAUAAUAACUUGACAUGAUAUGAGAGCCUAUAACAUAGAUAAUUUGAUAUAAGAUAAAAUCUUGUAAUCCUGUAAAAUCCAUAAUCAGAGAAUGAUCACUGGUACUUUAUGGUGUAAUAAAUUUUGAUUGGUUUCCGCUAUCGAUUAUACCAUUAAAUCCAAAUAAUUUAUAUUAUUAUAUUAUAGAUAAAUAUUUUUUAUUUUUAGCGUUAUUCUAAGUUUCCAAAUAUGUAGUUCUAAUUAUAUAAAAAUCUAAUUCAGAUAUAUUAAUGUCUAAAAAAUCCGCAUACGGCUC
Molecule: messenger RNA, 8255 nt
Organism: Cinara cedri
Lineage: Eukaryota; Metazoa; Arthropoda; Insecta; Hemiptera; Aphididae
Source: the annotation of a GenBank genome assembly